AUGGAAUAUCGAUUCAGGGGUAUUGCAUUAGUAUUUCUAUUCACUAUUUCCGUAUCUGCUCGUAUCCGUUACGAUUGUGAUAACGAAGCAGUGGAGUGCGGUUGCGGCUACAUUGAUGUCGAAAUGAACGCACAAAUUGUCAGUGGUGCAGAAGCAAUUCCUUACAGUUGGUCAAUGAUCGUCUCUAUUCAAGAUAAACUUUUGAAAAUGCACUUUUGCGAUGGCUCAAUUCUUUCAGAAUCGUAUAUUCUCACAGCAGCACAUUGUGUCGAUAAUAAAACACCCGAAGGAAUCUUGAUUCUAGCCGGUAUUCAUAAUAAAUCGGAUAAGAAUGUUCUUGUUCAUAAAGUUGAUCAAAUCUAUAUUCAUCCGAACUGGUCAUCAUUAUCGAGUAAACGUCGACAUGACAUUGCAAUUUUACAUUUAUCACAACCGCUCAACUUUACCACAAAUUCACGUAUUAAACGAACUUGUGUGCCUGAUCUCAAAUGGUCUACGAGCAUUGAAGAAUAUCCACUUAAUGGGACACAUUUAGUUGUGUCUGGUUGGGACGACACGCAAUUGGAUAAUCGAAGUAGUUCACCUGAUAUUCUCCAUCAAGUAGAAGUAUUUUUGAUUCAUCACAAUGAUCGAAUAUGCAAUGAAUCACUCAAUGAUGAAAGAGGACAGUUCUGUGCUGCACUUUAUGAAGGUGGCAAAGAUACAUGUCAAGGUGAUUCCGGUGGACCAAUCUUUCAAUGGAUAGGUGACCGAUGGGAACAGGUGGGUAUUGCAAGUUUUGGAAUAGGAUGCUCUCUCGAAGGCCUUCCGGGCGUUUACACACGGCUAGCCUACUAUUCUGAUUGGAUUCGAUCCGUAAUAAGUGAACCAAUUACAACCACAACUACGACUGGCACCAAACCACCGAUCAUUUAUCGAUGUGAUCGAACAGCAACAUGUGGUUGUGGUCUCACUGAUGUUGCUCUCUCACCAUCUCGUAUUGUUGGUGGUAGCAAUGCGGUUGUUGACAAUUGGUCCAUGAUUGUGUCACUCCAAGUGUAUGGAGAUCAUGGAUGUGGUGGGACACUUCUAUCCAAUUCUUUCGUACUUACAGCUGCCCAUUGUGUUAAACGUAUUGUAACGGAAGGUAAUAAAGAUCUUAUUAUUGCUACCGGUAUGACAAAUCUAUCAGAUCCAAGACAAAUCACGCGCAAAAUCGAUCAGAUCUAUAUACAUCCCAAUUUUAUUGGUUCAUCGGAUGGCUAUCGUCAUGAUAUUGCUCUAUUACAUGUCGAAAGUCCAAUUAUCUAUGAUAACAAUGCUCGAUGGGUCAAAUCAUGCAUUCAUCGAAUCGAACCCCCGACGUUGACUAAUCAACAUCCUAGAAAAGUGAAUGCUUAUGCUGACCGUUUACCGACAAUGUAA
Didymodactylos carnosus is the source of this 1404-nucleotide messenger RNA. Lineage: Eukaryota; Metazoa; Rotifera; Eurotatoria; Philodinida; Philodinidae. The record is from the annotation of a GenBank genome assembly.